Exaiptasia diaphana is the source of this 1619-nucleotide messenger RNA. RefSeq names its product G-protein-signaling modulator 2-like. The record is from RefSeq and is a predicted model, not a curated record. The transcript has 4 exons. NCBI's taxonomy places the organism in Eukaryota, Metazoa, Cnidaria, Anthozoa, Actiniaria, Aiptasiidae. Gene Ontology annotation, molecular function: protein binding. Bases 210 to 1619 code for a protein of 469 amino acids.
ACAUAAAAGAAAACAACAAUGAAAAUAUCGAAAAUAUUUUGAAAGAUAUCGGGCUACUUUGCAUAGUUUGGUGCAUCAAUGAAUAGAUCUUGCAAGGAAUGACAUACUCUUGUUACAACAGAACUAUAUGAAUAUCCAGGCGGAUGAAGAAUUAAAAGUGUUGCUAUUUCGAGCUGUUACUCAUAAAGAAGCCGAUAUUCUGUACUGAGAUGAUUCUGACCUCACAAAUACGCGCCGUUUUGAGAGCAUGCAUACACUUAACAGGACAAGGUGUCCUAAAGCUAAACGCUACCCAGUGCUGCCAGCUCCUUGAAGAAUGUCUACUUAUGGCCCAUUAUGCUGAUGACAAGACUGCCAUUAUGCAGAUUUUCGUAACGACCAAAAAGCUUGGUUUAAUGUCCAAACAAAAAGGUUUAACGUCCAAACAAAAAACAUGCUUCACGGAUGCUGUAAACUAUCAAAAGUUAUCCCUAAGAUCUGCAACUGUAAUAGGUGACCCUCGCGCUAUAAUGGAGUCUUAUGGUAAUCUUGGGAACGCUUAUAUGCUCAACAAGCAGUUAGAAGACGCCCGUCACUGUAUUGAAAAGGCUAGGGACAUAGCGGUUAAGAAUGGCAAUAAAGAAGCUGAAGCAUUGUGUCUUACUAAUUUAGGGACACUUUUAAACCACUAUCUUGGUGAACAUGAUGAAUCUAUCGAGUGUUUCAAGAAGUCUCUCAUACUUGCGAAAGAGGUGCAAAGUCUCAACACCCAGACACUUGCCUAUCGAAAUUUAGCAGUAGCCUACAAAGGAAAGAAAGAAAUGGAUGAAGCCAUCAAGUGCUACCAAGAAUGUCUAAAGAUCUCACCCGAAGAAGACAUUAAAGAUACUUUCGAAGAUUAUGAAAACAUUGGAAACUGCUAUUUGUACUUAAAGAARCCAGACAAAGCCCUUGAAUAUUUUAAGAAGUCAUUGAAUGUAGCAAGGAUGAUUAAAGAUUUGAAAUAUCUGAGAUCUGUAUAUCUUAACAUGGCAAAAGCUAACGACGGAAUGAAWUCAAACGACGAAACAAUMAAUUGUURUCUAGAAUAUUUGAAAAUGGCUCCRGAGAAUKGCGACCCAGAAAAGUUUACAGUCUACCWAAACCUUGCAYGUGUCUACAAUACUACAGGGAAUCCCAAGAAAGCAAUGAGUUAUUUCGAGAAGUCCAGAGAAYUGGCAAUACAGCUGGGCGAUAAGAACAUGGAAUUARMAGCUUCUACAGGGCUGGSAAAGGCUUAUCUGUCCCAGGGAAAACUCCAAGAAGCCUUAGAGCUGAGUAUAAACGAUUUGCAACUUGCAAAGGAAUUAGAAGCAGAAAAAGGUAUUUUUGUCAACCUUGCUGUGGCGUAUGAGAAACUUGGCAAUUACACCAAAGCCAUUGAAUAUUCCGAGGAGGCUCUUCRUAUWUCUGAGAAAAMRGRUGACAAARMCAUCCARUCAKYRGCUUGCGGYAMUYURGGCAAURUUUAUGGRWWUCAAGGMGAUUAUCACAAAGAACUAAUUACAAGAAUCUUGGAAACUAUUAYGAAGCCAUCAARUGGMAWGRAAAARCUUUGGAAAUUUGCAUCGACAUUGGAGAURUMAGGGGUGARKCARUAG